AUGCAGGUCUCCGCCACAGCCCGCUCCUUCCCGCUCUGCCGCGGCCCCUGGAGCGGCCACUCCAGCCCGCGGUUCCGACAGAAGCCCGUGGCGGGCGUGGCGGCGGCGGGGGCGGCGGCCGGGGCUGCCGCGGGCCUGGCGGCGGGCUCCAGCUGGAGAAGGGCCACGGGCCCCAGGGAACGCGACCUGGAGGACGACGAGGAUGCGGCACUGGGUGGCAACCGGACGGGCCAAGGCGUCUACAGCUACCGGGCGUGGACUUCGGGUGCGGGGCCCACCAGCAGCCCGCGCCUCUGCCUGCUGCUGGGCGGUGCUCUCGGUGCCCUGGGGCUGCUGCGACCCUAGGCCCGGCCUGGCUUGGGGCCAGAUGUGGCCCCCAGCUGGCACCCUCCCUGCAGGCCUCUCCAGCCCACCCAAGACCGCCAGCCACUGAGCGCCCCUUCCCACCACUGCCCACCGCCUCCGACCCAGAUAGCCUGUUCUAUCUCUCACCUGGAGGCUGCCUCCUGUUCAGCGCUCUGCACAAGUCCCUCCCCAGCCUCCCCAUGUCCCACGACCGGAGGACCAGGGCCCAUCAGUUCCAGGAUGCCCCACCCACCACCUGGAGUUCAGGGUCCUCCCCAGCCAGGAAGGCAGGUGCCUGGGCUGCCAUCCUGGCCACCAGCCCACCAUCUCUCCCAAGUUGCCCAGAGAGAUGUGCCAAACCAGGAUGUUCAAGCCAUUCUGGCUCCCCUGACCCCAUCCUGGACACUCGAGGGGUGUGGACAGUGCUGACCAGGAGGCAAAGAGGCAGGCCCUGAGGACCCUGUGGCCCUCCCCCAUAGAAACAGCCAGAGUGGACCAAAGGACUAGUGCUCUGGGGAAGAAGAGAGGUUUCUUUCAAUAGGUUGUAGUGUGCCUACCGCCUGUCCAGAAGAGGCAGUCUGGGGAUUUUGGAGCCCACGUGUGCCCAUCGUGGCUCUCUGGAUAAUCCCCAGAGCGCCCCUGCCACAGCGGCUGCCCCAGGGCCUUGCCAGCCCACCCUCAGGCCCAGAGGCCUGCCCGCUCCCUGGCAGGACUCUCAAGACCAGGGGCCCCUUGGGGCCACUUUGCUCCCACUUGAAACAAGUCACUCAACUCUUCUUGGGACCUAUUUUUGGGGGAAACCACAUUGUUGAAUUUCCGGGAGCUUUUCAUUUCCUCUGAGGGUUAGGCUCACCUUCUGGAAUCAGUGCUCGCCGGUCCUCAGGGAUGGCACUGCCACUCCCACUAAAAAGCCCUCCCUGGGACAGCCGGCUGUGCUCCAAGCAGGUCUGUAGCUCGCGGCCCGCUGGGAAGGAGAGGGCAAGGUGUGAAUGGUGCGAAGGGGGCAGGCCAGAUCUCAGGUCAGAACCAGCAACCAACACACCACGAGGCAGUCCCUGGAGGUGGACGGCGGCCAGGCCCAGCACCCGGCAAGCACAGCUAGACGCAAGAGUACUCGGGCUCAGCAAAGGAAAGCGCCCGGGAAGCUGAGCCCCUCCAACACCUGGCUGAGCAUCUGAGGCUGUUCUGGGGACAGGACAGACCCCCAGAGAGGCCUCUAAGGAAAUGCCAGGCGGGCCUUGCAAGGGUUUGCCUCUGGCACUCAAGCACCCUCGGCAGAAAGCCAGCCCUUUGCUUCUCAGGCACCCAGAGACCCGUUUCCCUUGAGCCUUGGGCCUGGGUCACCGUCCGUGAGCUCGGCCCUGGGGGCCUUGGCUCUUCACCACAUCCUCCACCGUACCCCACGGCAGGACAACGUCCCAGGCCUGGAUCCUCUGGAUCUCCCCCUCCUUCGGUGCUCACUGAAAGCUUCACCCGCUGCUGGGCUGCCUCCCAGAAUAUGCCCUCACACCACCCCCUCCAGACCACGGGGCCUUCAGACUCAGUUGACGGAUUCCAGCACCUCCUGGGGGGGCAGGGGCUGCCACCUCUGCUCUCCCACAGCUGACAUACAAGCCUGGUUAGGGCGAGGGUCUCCAAGCUACCCGCGGAACCCUGGACCAAGCAUUUCUCUCCCAAGACCAGGACACAGAGCUGCAGGACACAGCUUCCUGCAGCCGCCUGUACCCACAGCGCCAGCAUUCUCAGGGUACAGCAAGCCCAGAUGCCCCCCCACCCAUUCCAGACCAGCAGGCUGUGGCCGAGCACUGCCCAGGGCCUCGGGCAGUGUGACCAUUCCGCCCCUGCACCUGCAGGCGGGAGAGUCUCGCACAGGGACUCGGUUCUACCUGAGGGCCCAGAAGCGCGGGCCCAGCCUCUCGGGAGCCCUCGCAGGCUGCACGGCACCACGUGGCAGGUGUGGCGUUAACAGCCCUCUUAAGUCAAGGGCCUAUUUCACACACCAGCCUGAUUCCGGGCCGCGCUUGAGUUCUUCCCGCUCUCCUGGUCAGGGUGCAGCAGGAAGCAGACGGUGCCCAGGGCGGGUAAUCGCAGCAGAGGUCAGCGUGUGCAUGCCCGCUGUGGGCAUCUUUGGGAGGGGAGGUGCCCUGCGGAGACUCGGGUGUUUCCAGGAAGGCCACGCCCCCAGUGGACACCGAAGAGGUGAAGCGGCUGACCAGGUCCACCCCCACCCCUUUCCUUCCUCCGCCCUUUGCUGGAAUGCAGGUUGGUAGGCCAGGUUCCCUGGGGAAGAGUCCCACCGUCCUGUUAGCUAGAAGGUGCUCAGAGGCAGUGGCAAACUCCAGUCUCCACUGACCACACCGGCGACCCUCACGGCCCAUACGCAGCUGGGGACAGACGAUCCUUGGGUUCUGCCACAGCUCUCUGGAAGCCCCGUCCACUUUGUGUGCACAUGUUAGUCGUGUCGUGAAAUAAACACUCUGAUGGCAAA
Molecule: messenger RNA, 2833 nt
Organism: Ailuropoda melanoleuca (giant panda)
Lineage: Eukaryota; Metazoa; Chordata; Mammalia; Carnivora; Ursidae
Gene: SPRN
Product: shadow of prion protein
Exons: 3
Coding region: 1-345 (114 amino acids)
Biological process (GO): protein import into nucleus
Cellular component (GO): membrane; nucleus
Molecular function (GO): nucleic acid binding
Source: RefSeq, a predicted model, not a curated record